Colossoma macropomum (tambaqui) is the source of this 1603-nucleotide messenger RNA. It is a transcript of the gene asb6, whose product is annotated as ankyrin repeat and SOCS box containing 6. Gene Ontology annotation, cellular component: BRCA1-BARD1 complex. Gene Ontology annotation, molecular function: protein binding. The record is from RefSeq and is a predicted model, not a curated record. Gene Ontology annotation, biological process: protein ubiquitination; intracellular signal transduction. NCBI's taxonomy places the organism in Eukaryota, Metazoa, Chordata, Actinopteri, Characiformes, Serrasalmidae. The transcript has 7 exons. Bases 114 to 1430 code for a protein of 438 amino acids.
CUAACCACCCGCCAUAUCCACGGAGGAAGAACUCGUCUGAAGAAGAAAUGUGAGAAGACCUACUUCCGGUGUCCUGUUGUCUGGUGAAGAAGAGGCUCCGUAGAGAAGAGAGUAUGCCUUUCUUACACGGCUUCAGAAGAAUAGUUUACGAAUACCAGCCACUUGUGGAUGCAGUGAUGUGUGUUGUAGAGAUGGAGAAAGGGGAAACUAAACCUCACAGGCCUGACAUGGAUGAUGAUGAUAUCUGUAAAUCUCUCAUGGAGCUACUUGAAAAAGAGUCCCAGUCGCCGGUGUUUAUUGAGGGAAUCAGCUACUCUUUGUUUAAAGUGGCAGAACUUGGGAAAAUCAGUGCUGCCCAAGUGCUCUUACGCUAUGGAGCUGACCUAAACUUUGAAGACCCAGUGUCCUACUACAACGCCUUGCACAUUGCAGUGCUUAGGAAUAAACCACAAAUGGUACAAUUGCUAGCUGGACAUGGGGCAAAAAUUGACAAGAGGGAUAGGAUUCAUGAGAGUAGCCCUCUGGACCUUGCCAGUGAGGAAGCAGAUAGACUCUCCUGCCUCCGCAUGCUUUUGGAUCUUGGAGCCGAUGUCAAUGCCAAAGACAAGAAUGGCAAGACUGCCUUGCUGCAUGCUUUUGCCAGCAGUGAUGGAUUGACAGUCAAUAACGCAUGCAAUAUUCAGCUGCUCCUGGAGAGAGGUGCUGAUGUGAAUGCCACAACUCAUGAUGGUGAGACCCCCAUGUCUUCACUCAUCUUCCUAGUUAAAGAGGUCCUGGAUAGCAGCAUAGAAGAUGCAGAAGUGAUUGGGUGCUUCUGUACCCGAGUUGCUGCCCUCCUCUUGGACCACGGUGCUGAUCCUAGCUGUUGUUUGAGCACAAUUGAUGGAGAGGGGUGGGAGCCUUCUUUAACUUACACCAGCUUGGAGCACUUUGACAUCCUUUACCCUAUGGCUACUCUUCUCCUCCAGCGAGGUGCCUCAUUUUUUUGCUCUUGUCAUGGCACAUCAUGCUGGACUGGUUAUAACCUGAUUUUCACUCGGCUGAAAGAAGCUCUGCAAGAACCUCUAGAUGCUGCUGAGGUGACUGACUUGCUGGCUAAAGCUGAGGUAAUAGUAGAGCUUGCUCAGGUGUGCUCUCCAAACUUCCCCCCUUUGCCUGCUCAUUCUGUGCUGUCUGUACAAGGGCAUGAGCCAAUUCCCCAGGCCCUACUGGAGCUUCAGAACCGGCUUAGAGAACAAGAAGCUCAGCCACUCCCCUUGCGUUGCCUCUGUCGCGCCUUUAUCCGCGACUGUCUGCAGCCCUGGCCUCUGGAGGACAAGGUUAAGGCCUUGCCUCUACCAGACAGAUUAAAGGACUAUUUGAUGCCAGAGCACAGUUUAACACAUAGACCUGGGUGGGACAGCUUUAAGCCCCUCUCUACCAUUCAUUAGGAAUGAGACAGAGAGCAGUGGUUUUAAUGCUGUCCCUUCUACUUCUGAUUACUUUACUUCCACAGGAAUUUAUCCUUAAGGAAGCAAGGUCAAAGUAUUAUUUUAUUUAUUUUUUAUUUUUUAUUUUUUUUUGGGGGUGGGGGACAUGCUCAAUACAUAGUGAGAUGCAUGGU